Messenger RNA from Euleptes europaea (tarantolino), 2184 nucleotides. Its product is annotated as vomeronasal type-2 receptor 26-like. The transcript has 4 exons. Gene Ontology annotation, molecular function: G protein-coupled receptor activity. Gene Ontology annotation, biological process: G protein-coupled receptor signaling pathway. The coding region runs from base 1 to 2184 and encodes 727 amino acids. Gene Ontology annotation, cellular component: membrane. Lineage: Eukaryota; Metazoa; Chordata; Lepidosauria; Squamata; Sphaerodactylidae. The record is from RefSeq and is a predicted model, not a curated record.
AUGAUGACAAAGUUCUACCAGCAUAGCCUUGCCUUGGCUUUUGCUGUUGAUGAGAUCAACAAGAAUCCCAAGAUUUUGCCUAAUCUCACUCUCGGGUUCCACAUCUCGGACAGCUACUACGAUGCAAGGAUGACUUAUUAUACCACUCUGGACCUGUUUUUCAGAUCACAGAGAUUUGUCCCCAAUUACACAUGUGACACCCAGAAAAAAAUAAUAGCAAUCAUCGGGGGACUCAGCUCCGAGAUAUCCUACCGUGUGGCAGAAAUUUUAAGUCUCUACAAAGUUCCACAGCUCCCAUAUGGCUCAUUCUCCCCAGAGGAGAAGGGUGCAACACACUCCCCUUCCUUUUACCGCAUGGCCCCAAAUGAAGCCCACCAGUAUACAGGGAUUAUUCAGUUGCUUCUCCAUUUUGAGUGGACAUGGGUUGGGCUCUUAGCUGUGGAUGAUGACAGUGGAGAACAUUUCUUGAAGACCCUGGAGCCAUUGCUCUCCAAGAAUGGAAUCUGCUUGGCCCUCAUGGGAAGAAUUCCUAACCGAUCAGAUUGGAAUACCUUGGGAGACUUCAAUGAUUUGCUGUCAAAGAUAUAUCCACCAUUCAUGGAUAGCAAAGCCAGGACAUUGAUUCUCUAUGGAGAAUCCAGGACUCUUGUAAGGUUGAGCCUUCUGAUGUACCUAGGAGACCCUGGGUAUAAAGAAAAUGCAUCAUACAGAAAAGUGUGGAUUAUUACUGCCCAGGUUGAUUUCACAUUAACAGGUGUUCAAAGACAUUGUGAUUUCCAGUUCUUCCAUGGUGCCAUUUCCAUUACAAUUCAUGCAAAUGAGCUUCAAGGGUUCCAGACAUUUCUUCAGAUUUUAAAACCUUGUUAUGCACAAGAAGAUACUUUUUUCAAGGAAUUCUGGGAGCAAGCUUUUGAUUGUUCCUGUCCAAAUCCUACAGCAUCAGUGGACAUCAAUGAAGCAUGCACUGGGGAAGAGAAGCUAGAGAGCCUCCCAGAGCCUUUUUUUGAAAUGCAUAUCACUGGCCACAGCUAUAGCAUUUACAAUGCCAUCUAUGCUGUGGCACAUGCUUUGCAUGCGAUGCACCCAUCGAGAUCCAAUCUCCGAGCAACGGGGGAUGGUAAACGUUUCAAAUGUCAAGAUCUCCAGCCUUGGCAGGUGGUACCUGUUUCUGUGUGCAAUGACCCCUGCCACCCUGGAUAUCUGAAGAAAAAGAAGGAAGGGGAGAAAUUUUGCUGCUACAAUUGUACUCCCUGCCCAGAAGGGAAAAUUUCAAACCCAAAAGACAUGGAUGACUGCAUCAACUGCCCAGAAGAUCAAUACCCAAGCAAGGACCAGAAUCACUGUAUUCCCAAGACGAUAACCUUUCUGUCUUAUGAAGAACCUCUGGGGAUCAGUUUAGCCUUUGCUGCUGCUUGUUGUUCCCUGACCACAGUCUUGGUGCUUGGGACUUUCAUUAAACACAGAGAUACCCCCAUCGUCAAAGCCAACAACCGAGAUCUCACCUACCUUCUCCUCAUCUCCCUCCUGCUCUGCUUUCUCUGCUCUUUCCUGUUUCUCGGAAAACCCCGGAAAGAGACCUGCUUCCUCCGCCAGUCUGCUUUUGGUGUCAUCUUUUCCUUAGCUAUUUCUUGUAUGUUGUCCAAAACCAUCACUGUCAUUGUAGCUUUCAUGGCCACCAACCCUGGGUCCAACAUGAGGAAGUGGGUGGGGAAAAGACUGACCAACUCUGUUGUUAUUUCCUGUGCCUUUAUGCAAGUAGGGGUUUGUAUGGUGUGGCUCAGAACCUCUCCCCCUUUCCCAGAUUUUGACAUGAAAACACUGAGUAGAGAGAUUGUGGCAGAAUGUAAUGAAGGGUCUGUCAUCAUGUUCUAUAUUGUCCUGAGCUACAUGGGACUUCUGUCCAUCAUCAGCUUGACGGUGGCUUUUCUAGCCAGGAAGUUGCCAGACAGUUUCAAUGAAGCCAAGUUCAUCACCUUCAGCAUGUUGAUCUUCUGCAGCGUUUGGGUGUUGUUUGUUCCCACCUACCUGAGCACCAAAGGGAAAUACAUGGUAGCCGUGGAGAUCUUCUCUAUCUUAGUUUCCAGUGCUGGGUUACUGAUUUGCAUCUUUUGUCCAAAAUGCUAUGUUAUUCUGUUUAGGCCUGAGCUGAACAAGAGAGAGCAGCUUAUAAAUAGAAAGCAUUAA